AUGUCUUUGGCAAUUUUCUUUCACAAUCUUAUCUUUGCAUUAUUACAAGGUAACUUGGCUGAUGGUAAAGUGAGUAGAGUUGUAAGAUACAACUACGCUAUUAGAAUUAAAGAUAAAUCCCAUGGUCCUUGUUUUGGUGAUAAAGAUCUUUGGAUGAAAAAUAAUUUCAACGGAUACGAGAAUUGUUCUUCCGAUAAAGAUGAUUACCAAGAGAAAAUCACUACUUUAAAUAAAUUCUGGGUGAUAGAAUAUGAAGUUUUUCAAGUUAUUAAAAAAUGA
Molecule: messenger RNA, 279 nt
Organism: Entrophospora sp. SA101
Lineage: Eukaryota; Fungi; Glomeromycota; Glomeromycetes; Entrophosporales; Entrophosporaceae
Source: the annotation of a GenBank genome assembly